Molecule: messenger RNA, 946 nt
Organism: Oryza brachyantha (malo sina)
Lineage: Eukaryota; Viridiplantae; Streptophyta; Magnoliopsida; Poales; Poaceae
Exons: 4
Coding region: 233-541 (102 amino acids)
Source: RefSeq, a predicted model, not a curated record
CCGUCGCUAUUUUGCCGAGUAGUCCCGUGAUCGAUUAGAUCGCCGGAUUGCUUGAAACCGAACCCUACUUGUUCAACGCGUGUUGAUUCAAUCCAUCAUCUUUAAUUCACAAAUUUAGUUGCUUGUUCAUGUUGUUCUUGCUAGUUCUUGAUUGCUUGCAGGAACAAAUACCCUCGUGGUUGGGCUGAUCGUGCAUUCGUCAAGAUUCACGGCCGCCUCUGGAGUUGGUGUAAUGAUUACUAAGGCACAACAUCCCUGGAUAGUUGUAGUCGGAUCGCACAAUGUCGCUCCAUCUAAUCGAACUAUCAUUCUCACCGAAAGAUCGGGACACCCGUGCGCAUCAAGUGGUAUCAGAGCCAAGUUGAUCGGUGCUCCCACAUUAGCAAGUGUUUUGGUUUAUCCCAAUAAUUUCACCACAAGUGAGGAAGGUUUCUUUGCCAAUCUAUCAACUCAGCUGGUGUCUCAGGAGCUUCUUCAACGAAGUUUUUUAAGACAUUACUGUGAAGGAAUAAAUAACACGGGCAAAAUGAACCUCUGGUAGCCAGAGAUCAGCAGCAAUUGCGGUAAGUUCUCAUGAACACAUCAGUCGGUUCUAUAUUGUAGUGAAUUUCUCAUUAUAAAAAAUGGGAAACAUCUCUCUCCUUGUACCUGCACAGGAAAAUGAAUGAUAUACCAUAUCAGAACUUGGUAGAUUACAUGUAGAAUAAUCGUAAAAUGUUCUGGCAUACCCUGCUUAUGUACUACUGUUCACAUACUAAUUUUUGUCAGAACAUGCAUUUUUCAGUUAUUAACUUGGGUACAAGUUCCUCAUAUUCUUGUCCUGAGUUUUUUGCCUAGAGAUAUUAGUGUCAACCAAUCUGCCUUAGCUUUUAAAGUAUAAAUACAAAGGCUCUGCAUACGGUGUUUUAAAGUAUAAAUUCUGAACAGGUGAACUAAAAAGAUGUAC